Glarea lozoyensis ATCC 20868 is the source of this 303-nucleotide messenger RNA. RefSeq lists its product as uncharacterized. The transcript has a single exon. The record is from RefSeq and is a predicted model, not a curated record. Lineage: Eukaryota; Fungi; Ascomycota; Leotiomycetes; Helotiales; Helotiaceae. Bases 1 to 303 code for a protein of 100 amino acids.
AUGGGCACCUCCCACGCCCUCCUCCACGCCCUCCAAAUCUUCGGCGUCUUCGCCUGUGUCCAUCAUUUCUACCCCAAGGGUAUCACAUACGGCGAGAAAGAGGAAUGGGAGCGAGAACAGAAGAGGAAGAGUAGGGGCAUGGGACAUCGACGGAGAGGAGAGAGUGGGAGGAGAAGUAGGAGGGAGUUUGAGGAGGACGAUUAUUAUGAGACGUAUGGGAGGGGAGAUGGGGGGUAUGGGUAUGGAAGGGGUGAUGGGAGGGAUUAUGAUGAUGUGUUGUAUACGAGACGGGGGACGAGGUGA